AUGGAAGAAAACAAUCUAAUGAAGAUUUUGAUCUACGACGACGAUGGGACGUCCCACGUCGAUACUUUUGUCAGUGCUCUUGAAUUUUCAUUCAGUGAAUUUAGAGCUUCUCGGAUAAUUCACAAUUAUCGAAUCAAAAGAGUUUCUGGAAAAGAUGUCGUUGAAGGAAUAUGUUUCAGAGAUGCAAAAGUUUUUAUCAUGCCAGGUGGGAGAGACAUCCCUUACCUUCGAAAAUUGAAAGGACAGGGUAUAGCGAAUCUAAAGGCUUUUGUAUCGGAAGGGGGAAACUAUUUUGGGGUUUGCGCUGGUGCCUAUUUUGCUUCAACUUUUUGUGAAUUUGAGAAAGGUACAGAUAUUGAGGUUUGUGGUGAGCGUGAUCUGAAAUUUUAUCCUGGAGUGGCAAAAGGCUCAGUUUAUCCUGACUUCCACUAUGAUUCUGAAGUUGCAGCAAGAAUAGUGCAAGUUCAGUUAGAAGAGCCAUUCCAUCGACCAGGGAUUGAUAGUAUACUCACAGCUUAUCACAAUGGAGGUUGUGAAUUCAUAAUGGAUGAGGACAGUGCUAAAACUAACAUUGAAACUGUUGGACGUUAUUUGGAUUUCCCAGAAAAAAUUGCUGUGGUUCUUUGUAAGUUUGAUAAGGGGAAAGUAUUGCUAUCAGGAGUUCACCCAGAGAUAAACUACAAGUAUCUUAAAGGCAGGUCAAAGUAUUCCCCAGAGCAACUAACUUCUUUGUCCAACGCUUCAGAAAAGCAACAAGAAUUUUUGCACACUCUGCUGCUACUUCUUUUGUAA
Messenger RNA from Rhopilema esculentum, 792 nucleotides. RefSeq lists its product as uncharacterized. Gene Ontology annotation, cellular component: cytosol; glutaminase complex. The record is from RefSeq and is a predicted model, not a curated record. Gene Ontology annotation, molecular function: glutaminase activity. NCBI's taxonomy places the organism in Eukaryota, Metazoa, Cnidaria, Scyphozoa, Rhizostomeae, Rhizostomatidae. Gene Ontology annotation, biological process: pyridoxine metabolic process; pyridoxal 5'-phosphate biosynthetic process.